Messenger RNA from Enterobius vermicularis (human pinworm), 900 nucleotides. NCBI's taxonomy places the organism in Eukaryota, Metazoa, Nematoda, Chromadorea, Rhabditida, Oxyuridae. The record is from the annotation of a GenBank genome assembly.
AUGGCAAAACUCAUUGAUGGAAUCGACCUUUGCUACAACGCUUGGCAUGACAGUCAUCGUGUUAUCACCCAUUCGAUGUCAGAUUUUACUAACGCUGUUGUUUAUGCAUUCAGUAUUUAUACAACAAUUGGGUACGGUAACAUGGCUGCUGACACGACUGGCUGUCGUAUAGCGACAAUUGUCUAUGGUGUCUUUGGUAUACCGUUAUUUUUUGCGUCAGUCAAGGAGGCCGGCAAUAUGUUUCGUCUUGGAUUUAUCUCUCUGUACAAAUAUAUCAGAAAGUUAAGAAGAAGGAAAUUUCUACUGAGUAAAGGUACAAAGCGAAACAAAUCAUCAGGUAAUAAUAAAUCAGAGCAAAUUCUGAAUCAUACAGUUGCGAUAUUUGUUGAAAGAGCUCAAGAACUAGUUGUUCAUAAAAACAGCUUUGAAAGACAAUUCAGUUUGGGUUCACUGCCGUCUACGAAAAGUCGUAAUAUCACUUUUACCGAGCAGCGACGGCAAAAUUUAUUUGCUGAAAACGAAAUCAUUAUUGCUGCCGAACUGUGUCGCUGUUGUUGUUUAGGGUUUGGAGAUGUAUUCCCCCGAGAACCAUGGAUUGUGCUUCUGCAUUCGCCAUUGAUUGUUAUGGGUGUUGUACUAUUUUCAAUGUGUUAUUUCAUAUUGCAAGAAGAAAUUCGAGAAAAGGCAUUUGAAGCAUCUAGAAAAGCAAGAAUGAGUAUCAGUAAGUAUUCGCAUACGCUAAUGACCCGGAAUCCAUGGUCUCGACGGAACUCACCGGCAUUCGAUAGCGGUGGGCCAAGUCCAGAUUCUACGGCAUUUCAACGGCAACGAAAGCGACGGCAAAGUGCACCAAACGUUUUGACAGUUCCAACAUUAAAUUUACCUGGGUGUACUCGUUGA